This is a messenger RNA of Cherax quadricarinatus, 1565 nucleotides long. RefSeq names its product dynein intermediate chain 2, ciliary-like. The record is from RefSeq and is a predicted model, not a curated record. Gene Ontology annotation, molecular function: dynein light chain binding; dynein heavy chain binding. NCBI's taxonomy places the organism in Eukaryota, Metazoa, Arthropoda, Malacostraca, Decapoda, Parastacidae. Gene Ontology annotation, cellular component: outer dynein arm. Gene Ontology annotation, biological process: outer dynein arm assembly; cilium movement.
CUUUAUAAAGUCCCUGGUGGGCGAAACGUUUCACCAAUAACUUUAUCAAACCUCACGCAUGUCUCUCAUUUGUCGGCAUUGUUACUCUAUUUUAAUUAGGGUGAAGCGCUAGACCCGUAAAAAUUAUACUGGACUUACCUCCCGCUUUCUAGGAUCAAGGGGCCCCCUUACUGGAUGUCGGUAUUAUGUACCUCUGGACUUCAAGUAACUCCCAGCACCGAAACGUUUCCACAUAAGAUAUCCUAGUAUUUGCAUUUUUGUUUCUCUUUCCAACAUAUCUUUAUAGAGAGAAAUGUUAUAAAGUACCCACGCGAUAGAAAUGUAUAAAUGCAGUUCAGUGGGAGCCUUUAUUGACUGACAUUUUCGUAGCACCGAGCCCACUGUGUGGACAAAAAUCAAUAAUGGAUCUCAGUACACUUUAUUUGUGUCCUGUUUGCUUUUGUGUAAGGAAACGAUCCUUUGGGGAGAGUUAUUUUGAGCAUGAAAGAUGGGUUAGAAAUAAAAUUAGGCUUUGUGAGAGGAGUUUCACUUGUGGGAGAGAAAGAACCAGGGCUUAAUCCAGCUACUGGGGAAUGUGCCUGUUUGCAUACCUUUAUAACUUGUACCGGCGUCGUUCUGAUGUUGUCAGGUGUGGCCACGAGCAUAGCUUUCCGUCCUGACAAUGAGUGCGUGCUGCUUCUGGGCGUGGACACUGGGGACGUGUAUGAGUGUUCCACCUUCUGCUUAAGACACUCCCUCUACCGCUACGCUGGUCACACCUCCUCCAUCAGGGGACUUCUGUGGAACACACACCAUGACAAGAUCUUCCUCUCUUGCUCCCUGGACUGGAAUGUCAAAGUCUGGCUGCAUCGGUCACAGUCACCGCUUGUGACGCUGGACCUGGGAGGACCUGUGGCCGGGGUCACGUGGUCACCAUACACAAGUACGGUGGUGGUGGCAGUUACGGAGGAGUGCAGGAUCCAUGUCUACGACCUCUUUCUCCGUCAGUGUCGUCCCCUGUGCGUCCAAAAUGUCGCCCCACGACGUCGCAUCAUCCCCUCCUGCAUCGCUUUCAGCCCUUUCUACCCAGUCAUCGUUAUUGGUGGCGACAGUGGCUACCUGGUGUUGCUGAAACUCUCGCCCAACCUGAGAAAGGUACACAAGAACACAAGGGACCUGGACGCUUGUUCGCAAAAGGAGGUGGAACACUGCAAGAUGGAGAGACUAAUAGCAAUCAACAAGGGCUGAGGGAACCAGCUAAUGACCCUUAGGAACACCAGGUGGAUGAAACUGCACAUUACUGAAUACUGGUCGUGACUAUAGAGUGAGAGUUAUUUUCAAGGCUCAACACAGCUAGUGCUGUAAUGUGGAUUAAUUACUAAAAAAAAGUAUUAUAAUCCUCUCCUAUAUAUAGGAUUUUUUGUAAAUACGAUUAAAAAAGUGCAUCCAAAAUUGAAUAAGACUCGAAAUCCCUUCAUAAUGCGGGCUGUUUAAUUUUGGAUAUACUUUUUAAUUGCAUUUACGAAAAAGUUCCCUAUACAGAUGUAACUUCGUAAGACAUCUUACUGUAUUAUCAAUGUAUUAUG